CACGCUGUUAGUUAGUUCGUUCGCGGAAUUUCAACUUUCGACCUUUGAUCAUCUCGCAAAGGGGGGCAGCACUCGACAGAACCACCAAACCUUUACGCUCAUUUUAACACUUCUGUCACCUCGCGAUUUCACUUCGCCUCCAACAUCCACGUCGUCAACAUGACCCGCGCACAGCAGACCAUUUCCAUUGGCCUCUUGGUCUCCUCUCUCUACUUCGCUCUCUUCCUAGAGCUCAUCCCCCUCCCUCCUCUCGUCCAACAAGAAAUCGUCCCAGUACUCCCCUUCUGGGCCCUCAUUUCCUUCGGCGCGUUCCUCCUCUUCCGUCUCGGCUGGGGCGUCUUCACCUUCAACGAUGUCCCCGGGGCGCACAAGGAGCUCAUGGAGGAGAUUGAGCUGGCCAAGGUCGAUCUGAGGAAGCUGGGCGUUGACGUGGACUAAAUAUCGUCGUGGUAUACGUGGCGCAAAUUGGACGAGAGGGAUAAACAAAAUGUAAAAAUAAUCGUGUGCAAUAACACCCUGGGGAUCAAACCAACGUGUUUUUUUUUUUUUUCAUGUUCACGUUUUAGGCGUACUCUUGCCAUUGAUGAGGUGGAAUCACGUCAAGGGCCAUCUAUCUCGAGGAAGGUUGAAACAUCUUUU
Molecule: messenger RNA, 639 nt
Organism: Trichoderma harzianum CBS 226.95
Lineage: Eukaryota; Fungi; Ascomycota; Sordariomycetes; Hypocreales; Hypocreaceae
Exons: 3
Coding region: 160-438 (92 amino acids)
Biological process (GO): GPI anchor biosynthetic process
Cellular component (GO): dolichol-phosphate-mannose synthase complex; endoplasmic reticulum membrane
Source: RefSeq, a predicted model, not a curated record